Molecule: messenger RNA, 9628 nt
Organism: Hemiscyllium ocellatum (epaulette shark)
Lineage: Eukaryota; Metazoa; Chordata; Chondrichthyes; Orectolobiformes; Hemiscylliidae
Gene: coro2ba
Product: coronin, actin binding protein, 2Ba
Exons: 12
Coding region: 170-1609 (479 amino acids)
Biological process (GO): actin filament organization
Molecular function (GO): actin filament binding
Source: RefSeq, a predicted model, not a curated record
GGUCUCGGACUUCCUCUGCCACUGCAGCAGUAGGAGAGUCCGCUCAUCUCCCUGUUUCUGCAGGCACCAUCCCUGUUUACUCACACGUCAAACCCCCAGGACCUCCUCCCCUACACCCCCCCCCCCCCAACACCUCCCCUUCCCCUUUCACUCCAGAAAUAAUAUCUGCAUGACUGUCACAAAGAUGUCAUGGCGCCCACAGUACCGCAACUCCAAGUUCCGGAAUGUCUACGGCAAGGCCGCCAGCCGAGAACACUGCUUCGACGGCAUCUCCAUCACCAAGAACGUUCAUGACAACCACUUCUGUGCCAUCAACCCCAGGUUCCUCGCCAUUGUCACCGAGAGCGCUGGCGGAGGAUCCUUCCUCGUCAUUCCUCUGGAGCAGACGGGCCGAAUAGAUCCCCUAUACCCGAAGGUCUGCGGUCACCAGGGCAACGUGCUGGACAUUAAAUGGAACCCGUUCGUGGACAAUAUUUUAGCGUCUUGUUCAGAGGACUCCUCAGUGAGAUUAUGGGAGAUUCCUGAUGGUGGGCUGAAACGGAACAUGACAGAAGCUGUACUUGAACUAUAUGGACACAGUCGACGAGUUGGCCUUAUUGAGUGGCACCCCACAACCAAUAACAUCUUGUUCAGCGCAGGUUAUGAUUACAAGAUACUGAUCUGGAACCUGGACACCGGCGAGCCUGUGAAGAUGAUAGACUGUCAUACAGAUGUCAUCCUCUGCAUGUCCUUUAACACAGAUGGAAGCCUGUUCGCUACCACCUGCAAGGACAAGAGGCUACGAGUGAUUGAGCCACGGACUGGCAAAGUCCUACAGGAAGCAAAUUGCAAGAAUCACAAAGUGAACCGAGUGGUGAUCCUGGGGAACUCCAAGAGGCUGCUCACCACAGGCAUGUCCAGGUGGAACACCAGGCAGAUUGCCCUCUGGGAUCAGGAAGACUUAUCGAUGCCAAUAAAGGAGGAGGAAAUCGAUGGGCUCUCCGGACUCUUAUUUCCCUUCUAUGAUGUUGAUACCCACAUGCUUUACUUAGCUGGGAAGGGCGAUGGCAACAUUAGAUAUUAUGAAAUUAGCACGGAGAAACCGUACUUUCACUACCUGAUGGAAUAUCGUUCCCCUGCUCCACAAAAAGGGAUGGGUGUGAUGCCAAAACAUGGGCUGGAUGUCUCCAUCUGUGAGGUGUUCAGGUUUUAUAAGCUGGUUACGCUGAAAGGAAUAAUUGAACCCAUCUCCAUGAUAGUGCCAAGAAGGUCUGAAACCUACCAAGAGGAUAUCUACCCAAUGACGUCUGGGACUGAACCUGCACUCACAGCAGACGAGUGGCUCAGCGGCAUGAACAGAGAUCCAAUUCUCAUGUCUUUGAAGGAAGGUUACAAAUCAACAAACGUUGCUUUCAAGGUGCCUAAAAAGGACAAGAAGAGUGUCGUUGUAAACGGAAUUGAUCUGUUAGAAAACGUGCCUCCUCGGACAGAGAAUGAGCUCCUUCGAAUGUUCUUCCGACAGCAAGAUGAGAUCCGGAGACUGAAGGAGGAGUUGACACAGAAAGAUGUGAAAAUACGGCAAUUGGAAUUGGAGCUGAAAAACUUGCGAAACGUCCCAAAGAGCACUUGAGCUGACAGCUACUCCCUCAUCCCUCCUGCAAACCACUGAAAUACCAUAACCUGCAGGCUAUAAGACCCCCAGUACUAUAGGACCUGUUUUAAAAAAACGCGCACACAUAGAAUUCUUCCCCACCUUCCCGAAAGACAAGAUAAACUGGAAGUCACAUGUCUUUUUUUUAAAACAAAAAAAUUGUUCAGUUAUGUGCACAACCUAAUGCAAGAUCUGAGAUGGUAUAUGCACUGUGUCCCAGCAGGUACCUGGCGAGCUAAUUUCCUGUUCUCAUUAGCAACUUUGAGACAUAUAUUUAAAACAUUUCUGUGCUAGUGAACUGUUUUACAUUAAAUACUCCAAGGUGCCUCACAGAUUACGUCUUUGUGAGCUUUGCCCAUGCAGUUACUAGGGUUAAAGCUAAGUUUUAAUACGUGAACUUAGAACAAGAUCAGGCCAUUUGGUCCAUCAGAUCUACUCCUUGUACAGUCCAUGUAUCACUACCUCAAUCGUGGACUCUCCUGCUCAAUUUAAUCACAGUUGUGUUAGCUCCAUACCCCAAUAUUAAUCUCUAACUAGUGUAUCAGGGUAAUGACAGUACACAGGCUAAUGAAAGAACAUCGAACGUUGAGUCCGACUGGCUUUCAUACUGAGCUCAUUACUGUCUAAAAUUCAAGUGUCCCUACAAUGGAAAAACAGAUUCUCAAGAUCCAGAGUAGCUAUGGCAACAUUAGAAUGAAUUAUUGUUGCUCCAUUGAGUGAGCACUCUACAAAAUACCCCCCACCCCCCACCCCAUCACUUUAUUUCAACUCCAGCUAUGACAGAUAGGAUGGAAUUAUCCCUUCUGUAAGGCCCAAUCUGUUUCCACCUCUGCAAGGCCCAGUCUGACUCUCCCUCUGCAAGACCCAGUCUGACUCUCCCUCUGCAAGGCCCAAGCUGAUUCUCCCUCCGUAAGUCCCAGUCUGUCUCUUCCUCUGCAAGGCCCAGUCUGACCUCCCUCUGUAAGGCCCAGUCUGACUCCCUCUGCAAAGCCCAGUCUGUAUCUUCCUCUGUAAGGCCCAGUCUGACUCUCCCUCUGUAAGUUCCAGUCUGUCUCUUCCUCUGUAAGGCCCAGUCCAAUUCCCUCUUGUUUGGUGAACACACAACUCCAAACUGCCAACUGUGAGCUUUGCCCGUGCUACUAUUAGUGAUAAAGCCACAUUUUAAAAUAAGAGAACUCGGAUCAAGCACAGGCCAUUAAAUCUACUUACAGUUUGACUUUGAGCACUUUGAAGGCCUUAAGAUUGUCUAGUGUUGGAAGUGGAAAUGUCCAACUACGAUGCAGUAAAUUGAGGUUGUCCCUCAUGAUGAUGGUAGGUUGGAUGUGCCAUAUCUGAGCUGGGAGCUUGGGAAACAAGCAAUGGGUGAAAUGGAGCUGGUGACUCCAGACCUCCCCAGCACAGACAGUCUGUAAACAUUGAGUACAAAAAUAUCUCACCCCACACAACUUUAGUGAAUGGGGACAGCCAGAUACUGGGGCUCACCACAAAGAUUUUCUGCUGGAGGAAAUUGUUGAAAGAUUUGAUUAUAUAAACUUGAGUUUCCUUUAAAGAGGACGUUGCAAUCCCUUUUAGGGCUUUAGGCCCCAAAUUUAUUACUGCUCUGUGGGCAGUAGAUUCCACUUGAAAUAUAAUCUCGGCCUGACAUGAAGUCUGUCUUUUGAAUGAAUGUGUAUGUAGGAACAAGUCAGUUGUAAUAGCAAGUAUGAUCUCAAUGCAAAGGGUCUACACACAUAAAUAUUAGGCAGAAAGGUGAGUUGGGGCGACCGAAAACUACCUAGAACUCCUAUUUUGUCCUUGCCACCUUUGAGCUUGAACAGAAUAAUGUUUCCUCCAGCUGCCAAUUUCAAGGGUUGUAACAUGAAAUGAUCUUGGGCUGUGUCAGUUCCUGUCCCAGUUUGCUUGAUCCCUGUUCAACACCAAACACUUGAGAAGGCCAUUGUGUGGCCAAUGGAAAUACUGAAACUCUGAACCAGGAAGAGGAUGUUGUUUGAGCUUGGUGUCUGAGAUCCAUUGUUGGGGUAGAGUGGAGGGGAUGUCACAGUUCCGUCCAAAGCUGUACUUGAUGAACUUUGACCCUUUUCAUAAGAAAGGAGCCAAUCACGUUGCAGAAUGGGAGAAUGUGCUGUCAAAAUUGUGUUUACAUUUUCUCCACUUUCCUGCAGCAGAUAGUGAAAUCAACAUAGAAAUCAUCAUAGAAUCGCAACACUGUGUAAAUGUCCUCAUUCACCUUUCACAUAAUAUCUAGGAACAUGUAGCAAGACUAGAGAGCCCUGUUCUGGCUGAUUACAAUACACUACCUCCAAUUACACUACCUUCUCAUCUUCAAUUGGUUUGAAUUAUACACCUGAUCCCAGAUGAAGCCUAAGCUAUGAAUGAGAUGAAGUGAACACUAUGAACUAUAUACUCAUAACUGCUUGAUGGUACAGUUCUUGAAUGUUGUUGAAAAGAAAGACAUGUGACUGAAGCUUUUCCUCUGGAAACAUCAGGACACAUGCAAGAAUGCCAGAUUUCAAGUGUUCACAAUAAUUUAUACUGCAGGAGAAAAGAGUGCUAAUGGGAUGACUGAUUGAUUCAGAUUGUUGCGAUUACUUGAAAUUUGGCAUUCUUGUGUUUGUCUUGAUGAAUACAGGAGAAGAAGAUGUAGUCAACUGUCUCUCUUACAAAAGUUAUGGUAAUUGCAAGAUUUAUUCAACUUCUGAAAAUAAAAGCAGGCCUCUUCCAUACAAUUGAAUUAUUUUGCAAAACACUAUAUAGGAUGGAGCACUAUCACUGAUGCUCUGAUUAGCUUCUUGUUCCCAGACAGACUCUGACUGAACCAUUGGCAAGAUUUCAGCUAACAUCUGACCCCAAUUCCUGAAGAGAUAUUCUUGAACAAAGAGCAUUGAUAAUAUAUGGGGAAGAUGCUGAUAUUGUCAAAACGUGGUCCAUGAAAAUAUAACUUGGGGCAGUUAGAAAUGUUAUAACUUAUUAUCAUUCCACAAAGUCAAGAUUUUCCCCUCUGCCUUUCCAACUCCAAGUUGCCAAUCUAGCAGAUUUUUUGAACAAUCACUUGGACGUCAAUUAGAUUAGAAUGUGUGAAUUGAAUGGGUGGCUAAAUGUUCCAAACACUAUGAACACCUUGUGACUGCCAAUAUUACAGUCAGUGUGGUGAGCAACCAGAGACAUAAUUAGACUAACACUUUUGCACUUUGCAAACUCCACCACAUUUAACAGGAUUAAGACACAGAUACAUGUUUGGCAUAACAGACUAGAAUAUUUAUUCAAUAUAGUCACAAAUGUGAACAAGUCUGAUAAAUAAUCCAUCAUCAUGUCUCCCCAACAGUCCACAGGAUCUGAGUUUGCCUGCUUGUUAAAUGGGUCUAGUUUUCAGCUUUUGUGAGAAGGUCAGUGAGGAUCAUACAGUAGAGAGAGAUGAAAAGUGAUUCCAAGAAGGUGUAGCCUGCAAACCCAUCUCCUCCCCCAUAGCCUCCUCACUUUGUUCUCUGGUUUCGAAGACCCACAGAGAAGGUCGGUGAAAGAUCUUUUGCAUUUAUCAGUAUUUGCCUGAUCAACCUGUUCACAGAUGCUCUUUUGUACCUCCCUAGCAGGUGGGACUUGAAUCUGGGCCUCCUGGCUCAGAUGUAGGACACUACUGCUGUACCACAAGAGCCCUCCACUUGUUCUUAUACUAUGGUUUCUCAUGGAGUCCUGCAACUUUUCACAUUGAAUUAAUGUUGAAAUGAAGUCAGUGCUGUCAUUGGAGGCAAGCUCAGUAGCAUAGUUAGACAAAACAAGAUCCCAUGAUCAGCAGUCGAGAUGAAUGAUGGGUAAUUUUAUGUUGGCUGCAGCAGGGAAUGUUGGACAGAAACUUCCUGCUAUAAGUAUUGCCAUGGGGUCUUGUGAGUCUAUCCAGACAGAUGGAGUCUCCAGGGCUAGGAUGUAGUCUUCAGGAAUUCAAGAUUCACCUGCUGUGCAGGCUGUGAAAACCAUUGCCAAAGCAUUUUUAAGAAAAACUCAUUUACUGUAAUCACUCAGUUGUAAAGAUAUUGGAGAUGGGACAUGAAAGGUGUGUUUGCUUGAGGGAGCUGGUUGAAGACAGUCCAUUGCAUGAAUCAUUCAAGUGGGCAUUCGAUGAUAAUUGUGAUAGAAAGGGCAAGCAAGAGUAUGGAGCAAAGGCAAGAGAUUGGCACUUGGUCAUCAAACUAGUACAGGCACAAUGGGCCAAACAGCCUCCAUCAGAGCAAUUCUAUGAUUCUGCUCAGGAAUUCCAAUAAGAGUUGGCAACCUUUCAGUGUGUGUGUGUGUGUGUGUGUGUGUGUGUGUGUGUGUGUGUGUGGUUGCCCCUGGAAAUGAGGAGGAUGCUUACUGCUGUCAGGUAGCUGUGCAUUGUGUCUUGUAAUGCAGGCAGACUGCUGUGCUGUAACGACCACCCAAUCCUGGCUGGCCAGCAGCACACUCUCAUCCAGCCUCCGAAAUAUUUAUAUGGCAGAAUUUAUAGUGUGAUAACCAGUCUGCUUGGUUGCAGUACUCCACUGUUUCAGUGGCAAUGAAGCCCUGAUAUGAGACCUCACCUGGACCUUCUGGCCCAGAGGAAGGGAUAUUACCCACUGGCACCGGAAGACAUCCUGUUGCCUUUCAAUUUACUGUCCCAUCUAAAAGAUGGCUUGCCCAUCAAAGGACAACUGCUCUUGGUGGCUUCAGCCUAGACCCAGCCGAGACCCAGGCUGAAGCUCUGGAGUGAGGUUUCAUCCCAAAACUUCAGGUUCCCCACAAUAUGUCAUCUUGUAAAGUGCCAACGCCAACACACAGCCUCAGCUGUAGGGAGCACAGGCUGACAAUUCCGGCAUGCAGUCUGCUCCAGUAGCUAGUCGUCAAUUUGGGGUUGGUUCACCAAACCAAACACAAGCAAUGGAUUGGAGAAUUACAAAGACAAGGCCAAGGAGGGAAUUAUGGUAUUUGGUUUAGAAGAUAAUAGUCUUUAAGGUAUUAGGACCAUGGGUAUGCUGUGCUCAGGAUCAUAUGUGUGAUGGAGGAUCAGUGGGACGAGUUUAGUUUGGGAAAUUUGGUCAGCAUGGACGAGUUGGACAGAAGAGCCUGUUUCUGUGCUGUAUGACUUUCUAACUCCAUAUGUAGCUAGAGGGGGAUUGUAGAGAUUUGGUGCACGUGCUCUGUUGGGGGCAGAGCAAAUCUUUGCCUAACCUUCCCUCAGAAUUGGCAGAGUCAGUGGCAGAGCAGAAGGUACCACUGUUAUUCCUGGGAUUGAUUUAUUAAUGUGGAAUAGCACAAGCCUUCAGUCCUGUAGCUCAGAGGACAUCUACCCACCUCCAUCUAUCAGUGGAGGGGUGAUUCCCCUUCACUGUUCCAACAUUUCCAAAAUAUCAGAUUGCCUGGAGGCUGUUCAUUCACAGAUCAAGAGUAAGACUAUGUCUUUGACUCAAACUUUGAGUGAGAAGUUGGGCCUCACGUUUACUGUCUAUUUCAAAGGGCACUGUCCUAUCUUCAAACAACAUCAGAAUUCCCGCACAUCAAAUGAACAGGUACAUAGAUGAUAAACCACCUUGAAUGUUCCUAUGAAUAUUAAUAAGUAUAUUUUUUCUCCUGUUUUUGACAUUCCCAAAUAUCAGAGGCUGAGCAUGUUUUCUGUGGACAGGUCAUUUCCCUGCAGCUCAGUAAUGGGAGUCUUGGCACUGAUUACCCAUAGAGCCAAAGUACAUACAGGAGCCACCAUACCUAACUGCCCGGUCUGCUCUACAAUUCAUUCUUGAUUAUGCCAACAGGUGACAGUACACAAAUGUUCCUCGAGCCAAAUAUUAUCGCUGGGAGAAAUUAAAUAAUAAUUGUAGAUAUUUUAAAAUUGAUCUGUUUUGAUAUGCUCUUACACACCUCUGGAGAUGGUGUGACUUGUAUCCAAGUUCUUCUGGUUCAGAAGUGGGGACACUGCCACAGUUUCCCCUCGAAACCGCAACCGAGACAGCAAUUAUUAAAAUAUUGAAUGCAGAGAGCACUUGAAGGGGCAGAGUUAACAUGGCAAAUUCUCUGCUUAGUAGAAAAGAGACUCAGGGCUCAUGUGGUACAGUGGCAAUGUACUGGCCUCUGAGCCAGGAGGCCCAGGUUUAAGUCCCAACUGCUUCAGAGAUGUGUAAUAACUUCUCUGAAUAGGUUGAUUCAGAAAGUAUCUAGAAAAGAGCUUGAAUGCUCAGGAACAUUUCAAAUGAGUUCACUUCCUCAAUGUGUUGAAUGUUACACAAUGAAGCACACGCCUCCAUUUAUAUGGACUUGCUUGAACCUCUCUGGAUCAUGGACGUUCUCAACAAAUAGUGGCAAGCUAAUGUUCAAACGUCAUAACCAGUAUAAAUGAAUUGGCCAACUCUGAGUGAAAGAGCCAGGUUUGAGUCACUUUGACCGUGUCAGUGUAGACCUGGGGAACAACUCCGCAAUACCCACCUGUUUCUGAGUUCUUCAUCCCCACCCCACCCCCAACCCCGUGAAAUGUAGUUAUUGCCUUCAAUCUUGAUAUUUUAUAAAAAGGUGAAGAGAAAUCUAAAGAGUAGCAGCUGGCCUGAAGUUAGCAAUUAUACCAUUUGAUACAGAACUGAAUAAUGCAGGUCAGGAAUGAAUCUACUCUGAUUUUCUGUCUGUACAGGGUUUGCUGUGAAGCAGUUGGGUAUAAUCAGGUGGGUGUGUGCAUUAAUAGGGCUACAGGCAAUAAAUAAAAUGAGAUCAGAAUAAUUCCUGCUGAGUAUCUGCAGCAUUUUCUGUCGUCAACGCUAACUAUAUCUGAAUAAUAUCCAAAAACCUUACACCUGUCAGAAACCUACAAUGUAAAAAUUUGUUUUAUAACAGGAACUGUCUAUGCAAUCUUGUCACAGUGCAAAUGCACCCAGGGUUUAUCAGUGACAGUUCCCAUUAUAGAUAUGGAUAUAGGAAUUCACAAUGGAGGUAUGAAAAUGAAGACAAGAUGGAGACUGAAAUAACCCUGAUCCACUUAUGAUACCUCACUCAUAACCCUCUUCACCCAAAAGCUUGUUUGUGACUGUCAGUGUGACCAACUAACAAUACGAUAUUAAUAAAUGAAUCCACAAAUACUGUAAUGUCGAGAAUUUCUGGCUCAGUUUGAGCUGAUUCUGUAUUUGGCCCUCAGGCUGAGACCAAGGUGUAGUCGCUCUCUGAGCGACUGCCUGGGAGACCAGAAGACAUGCUGUGAAACCCACCACCCCAACACGUUGUUACUACACUGUAUCUUGCACUCACAAAAUACUGUUCAUGUUCUGUGCUGAGUAACAAUUAAGAAUAUGCAGAGAUAAACUGCGAAUGUAGAAAGGUACACACGUAAUAUGCUUUCGAGAAAAUACGGCCAUUAUCUAACUAUGGUUGACACAAUCUCAUUGAUUCAUGGGUAACUUACACUGUCAUCUCGUUUUGCCUGGGCUGAAGAGGUCUGUUUAUCUGUGGAAGUCUAUAUUUUCACUGGAGGAAAUCUGGGGAGAAAUCUAAUUAUUUCAGUCCAUGUGCCCAGCAUCAAGUAUUAAGACUAUUGCUGGGACAAACAUAUGCUUGGGAGCAGUGAGUUUUGCAGUAAAAUGAAAACUUAGCAGGGAAGUCAUGGUAACAUCGUGAUCCCAGAGUGAUUGUGAUAAAGGAUUAUGAAAAGAAAAACUCUUUUAGCAAAGAAUAGACACUGAAGAAAUAGGCUGAGAUUCCAGGAUCUAAACCAGCCAACGCAGGCAACAGAGACAGACUUUCACAUGAGGUAAUGCUAAUUGGCCAGACUUCGUGGGGGUAGGCAAGUUAGAUAAUGUUGAUGCCUUUUUGGAUAGUGAGGCGAUGAAUUAGCCACCCCUUUGUGAGAAUUGUUCAGAAUAGAUGGUAGUUAAAGACUCUGUGAUAUGUAUGCACUGUACAUUUUAUUUUUGCCUAUGUAUAAUGUUCUACCUUGCCAUCAUUGUGUAAUGUGAAUACUCAUUUCUUCAACUAAUAAAAGUCCUGGUCACUGUGAUUUUACCUUUCUAAAAAUCACAU